This is a messenger RNA of Diplodia corticola, 3405 nucleotides long. RefSeq names its product ubiquitin thiolesterase. The record is from RefSeq and is a predicted model, not a curated record. Gene Ontology annotation, cellular component: nucleus; cytosol. The transcript has 4 exons. Lineage: Eukaryota; Fungi; Ascomycota; Dothideomycetes; Botryosphaeriales; Botryosphaeriaceae. Gene Ontology annotation, biological process: regulation of protein stability; protein deubiquitination. Gene Ontology annotation, molecular function: cysteine-type endopeptidase activity; cysteine-type deubiquitinase activity; protein binding. The coding region runs from base 1 to 3405 and encodes 1134 amino acids.
AUGCUCGUCGACGCCGAGUAUGAGGAGAAGCAGGAUGUUGCCAUUAUCUCUCCCGACGAUGCCAUGGACGAGGCCGAGCAGGAGCCCAAGCCGCGCGCCGACGACCUCGAGGCCAUGAAGAAGGCCUACCUGCCCGAGCUUCCCGACCUCGAGACCGAGGCCGAGGCUGCUCACACAUGGGAGAUCAAGGAAUGGAGAAAUAUGGCCCGCCGGGAGCAUGGCCCAGUCUUCAAGUGCGCAGACCACCCGUGGCGGAUACUGUUCUUCCCGUACGGAAACAACACGGAUCACGCCUCCUUCUACCUCGAGCAGGGCUUCGAGGACAAGGCGCCCGAGGAUUGGUACGCCUGCGUGCAAUUCAUGCUGGUGCUAUGGAAUCCCAACGACCCUACCGUCAACAUCCAGCAUUCUGCAACCCACCGCUUCACGGCCGACGAGGGCGAUUGGGGUUUCACACGCUUCGCCGAGCUCCGCAAGCUCUUCCAGGCGCCCUGGGACGACCGCGAUCGCCCGCUGGUCGAGAACAACAGCGCCAACGUCACCGCAUACGUCAGGGUUAUCAAGGACCCUACCGGCGUCCUCUGGCACAACUUCGUCAACUACGACUCGAAGAAGGAGACUGGCAUGGUUGGACUAAAGAACCAAGGUGCCACCUGCUACCUCAAUUCCCUUCUCCAGUCGCUGUACUUCACCAACGCUUUCCGCAAGGCCGUCUACCAGAUUCCCACCGAAAACGAGGCAGAGCGCAGCAACAGCGCCUAUGCCCUGCAAAGACUCUUCUACCAGCUACAAACCAGUAAUGUUGCAGUAUCCACCAACGAACUCACUGCAUCCUUCGGCUGGGACUCCAGGCAGAUCUUCGAGCAGCAGGACGUCCAGGAACUGUCCAGAAUUUUGAUGGAGCGCAUGGAGGAAAAGAUGAAGGGCACCGAGGCCGAGAAUGCACUUGCCAAGAUGUUCGUGGGGAAGAUGAAGACUUACAUCUCGUGCAUAAAUGUUCCCUACGAAUCAUCGCGCAUCGAGGACUUCUGGGACAUCCAGCUGAAUGUUAGCGGUAAUAAGAAUCUCGACGAUAGUUUCAAGGACUAUAUCCAGGUUGAAACCAUGGACGGCGAGAAUAAGUAUUUCGCUGAGGGCUAUGGUCUUCAAGACGCCAAAAAGGGCGUUAUCUUUGAGAGCUUCCCGGACGUCUUGCAUCUCCAGCUGAAGCGUUUCGAGUACGACUUCAACAGGGAUGCCAUGAUGAAGGUCAACGACCGUUACGAAUUCCCCGAGGUCUGGGAUGCUGCGCCAUACCUAUCCGAGAGCGCGGACAGAUCAGAACCCUAUCUCUACCACCUCCAUGGCGUUCUUGUGCACAGCGGAGAUCUCAACGCCGGCCAUUAUUACGCUUUCUUGAAGCCCACAAAGGACAGCCCCUACUUCAAGUUUGAUGAUGAUCGCGUCACACGCGCAACCGUCAAAGAAGCUCUGGAGGAGAACUUCGGAGGCGAUUAUACAAAUCUUGCCAAUGGCAACGCUCAGCAACGGAACCCGUACACCCGUACUUGGUCGACUAAGAGAUCCAUGAGCGCCUACAUGUUGGUAUACAUCCGGGAGAGCCGUCUGGAUUCUGUUCUCCCAGGGGACGAAGAAGUGCAGCCCCCUGCACAUUUGGCACAAAAGUUCGCCGAAGAGCGGGCAGCCUUCGAGAGGAAAAAGAAAGAGCGCGAGGAGAUGCAUCUGUACCUGCAUGUCGCCGUGGCUACUGAGAAGAACUUCACUUCCCACCAGGGAUUCGACGUAGCGCCGUGGUCCAAGGAUGUCGAAGGCGACGCAUCACCGAAGACGCACAAGGUUUUGAGAACCAUGACGAUUGCUGAUUUCACCAGUCUCGUAGCUCAGGACAUAGGCGUUGAACCCAAGCUCCUCCGGCCUUGGGCUAUGGUCAAUCGGCAGAAUGGAACGGUUCGUCCCGAUGCUCUGAUCGGCGUCCCUGAGAUGACUGUCGAAGAAGCUGCCACCAAGUUCGGCACCAAAUCGGGCAACUUCAAGAUAUGGAUGGAGCAAACGAACGAGACGGAUGCUGAAGGCAACGCUGUGUUUGGCGAUGUGCACGUUGACCUCCACGGAGUUGCGAACAACAGGCCGAUCAUGCUCUAUUUGAAGUAUUUCGAUCCGGACGAGCAAACCCUCUUUGGAAUCGGCACCUUCUACGCAGCCUGGCAGGACAAGGUCAUGGACCUGUCUCCGCAGAUUUUGAAGCUUGUGGAUCUCCCAGCCGGCACUAACUUGAAGCUGUUUGAGGAAAUCAAGUCGAACAUGAUUGAACAGAUGAAGCCCAAAGUCACUCUUGCUUCGUCGGAGAUCCAGGACGGUGACAUCAUCACGGUUCAGAAAUCGCUAUCCGAAAAGGAAGCGGCGGCCAUCUCCAGCACUGGUCGCUACACCGAUGUCAGAGAAUUCUACGACUACCUGUUGAACCGAGUACACGUGCACCUCGCCCAGAAGGGCCAGGACAAGGACAACGACACGAGUUUCUACAUGUGGUUGAGCAAGAAGAUGACAUAUGAUCAGUUUGCCGCCAAGGUAGGCGAGCAUCUCAAGGUGGACCCCACACACAUUCGUUUCAGCACAGUCAACAUCUCCACUGGAAAGCCUAAAUUGCCGAUCAAGAGGACAGCAAACGUUACGCUCAGUCAAAUACUCUAUCCCAGUGCGUACCCGACGUAUGGCAACGCGCACAACCAGAGGGUAGAUGCCCUGUACUACGAGAUUCUCGAGUACAGCUUGUCCGAAAUGGAUCAGAUGAAGAGCAUCAGGGUUUCCUGGCUACCCGAAGGCGUAACAAAAGAAGAGCAGUACGACAUCCUUGUAGCCAAGAUGGGGACCAUGGAAGACUUGAUCAAGGGCCUGCAGAAGAAGGCCAGCUUGGACGAUGCAACGGCCGCCAAGGUGCGCCUUUAUGACGGCUCAAGUAAUCGCUUCAAGCAGGAAAUCCCACGAGACAAGGGAGCAUUGAGCAUUCCCGAGUUUGCCACUCUGUAUGCGGAGAAGUUGCCGGAAGAGGAAUCUACAAUAGACAGUGAGGCCGGUGACAGCAUUAUCCCGUGCUUUCACUUCGACAAGGAGCCGACCAAGCCGCACGGGAUCCCCUUCGUCUUCGUGGUCAAGGCUGGCGAGGCUUUCAAGGAUACCAGGGAACGCCUCUCCAAGCGCACUGGCAUCAAGGGCAAGCAGCUCGAAAAGAUCAAGUUUGCUGUGGUGGUGGGCAACGGAGGGUUUCCCAAGGCCGAAUACGUCGAGGACGAGGACAUUCUUGCCGAGAAGAUUAGCAGCCACCAGGAGGACGUUUCUCUAGGCCUGGAUCAUGUCAACAAAGCGCGCUCGACGUGGGGCAAGUCGGACUCGAUCUUCAUCAAAUGA